AUGGCUAGUGUCCUGACAAUUCGCUCUCGUAUCAUCGUGUUCCUCUUGGUCGCUGCCUGUCUUGUUGCUGCUCAAUCGCAAUGUGACUGUACACACGGAACCAGUGGACAUCACUAUAGUAAAGCAGACGUUACGAAUGCAUUCGAUGAAGCCAAGAAACACCAGUCAAACACGGUCGGUAAAAGUCGCGAACAGAAGGGGAAAUUUCCUCAUUACUUUGGCAAUGCCGAGUUAUUGGCAUUUCCGACUGGCUGCAAAAAGCCUGACUUGCUCGAAUUCCCUAUCCUCCAUGAUCACACUCUAUUCUCCAACACCUCUGACCAAGGAGCAGACCGUGUCGUAUACAACAAGAAAGGAGACUUCUGUGGAUGUAUGACCCACACCGGUGCAGCUACUCCGAACGGAUUUGUACUCUGCAAAUAA
Pleurotus ostreatus (oyster mushroom) is the source of this 423-nucleotide messenger RNA. RefSeq lists its product as uncharacterized. Bases 1 to 423 code for a protein of 140 amino acids. Gene Ontology annotation, molecular function: RNA binding; RNA nuclease activity. The transcript is spliced from 5 exons. The record is from RefSeq and is a predicted model, not a curated record. Lineage: Eukaryota; Fungi; Basidiomycota; Agaricomycetes; Agaricales; Pleurotaceae.